Molecule: messenger RNA, 3359 nt
Organism: Athene cunicularia (burrowing owl)
Lineage: Eukaryota; Metazoa; Chordata; Aves; Strigiformes; Strigidae
Gene: MARCHF2
Product: membrane associated ring-CH-type finger 2
Exons: 5
Coding region: 553-1293 (246 amino acids)
Biological process (GO): protein ubiquitination
Molecular function (GO): ubiquitin-protein transferase activity; zinc ion binding
Source: RefSeq, a predicted model, not a curated record
AGGAGACAGAGAUUGAAGAUUUCCCCCCACCCCCCAUCCCCUAAAUUAAACAAACCUAAUUCUUUUCAUAUUUCUUCUUUGUUACGUUUUAGGGUUGCGGUUAUUUAUGGUUGUUUUUUCUCUUUUAACCUUUUAGUCGCUUUCAAUUGAACUUCAGUGGGUUUGUUUCUCUCUUGAAAUCCAGCCACCAGGAUGAAGCUCCAUUCCAGCUACGAUCCCAGCAGUGCUGGUGCGCAGGGAUUACUGUGCGUGCCUUACAUAAGGCAGUCCUGUUUACAGACACAAGGAUUUUGGUCUUUACCAGCAGUACGAUGUCGUUGGCUUGCGUUCAGCUUGUGACUAAUUGUAACCCCAGCUCUUUAUUUCUGCAGAGCUGCCUCUUAGGGACCAGGCUAAAGGAGAUUGGAGGAAAUGGGAUUUUUCUGAAUCUGCAAAGCAUGCCUGGGUUUGGGAUUGAGAGAACCCCUGCCAGGGAGGAACACGGCUGUUGCUGGCAGCUUGGGUCUCAGUGCGGCCGGUGCCGGUCCCGGGGCAGAGGGCCCUGGAGCUGCCAUGACGACGGGCGACUGCUGCCACCUCCCCGGCUCCCUCUGCGACUGCCCGGGAAGCGCCGCGCUCUCCAAGUCCGUGGAGGACUCGGACAUCGGUCGCCCGCAGUACGUCACGCAGGUCACCGCCAAGGAUGGGCGGCUCCUCUCCACGGUGAUCAAGGCGCUGGGCGCGCAGAGUGACGGUCCCAUCUGUCGAAUCUGUCACGAAGGUGGAAAUGGGGAGGGACUGCUUUCCCCGUGUGACUGCACAGGAACACUGGGCACCGUGCACAAGAGCUGCCUGGAAAAAUGGUUAUCCUCCUCCAACACAAGUUACUGUGAGCUCUGCCACACAGAAUUUGUUGUAGAGAGAAGACCGAGACCUUUGACAGAGUGGCUAAAGGAUCCCGGUCCCCGCAACGAGAAGAGGACCCUUUUCUGUGACAUGGUGUGUUUCCUGUUCAUUACUCCCCUGGCAGCAAUCUCCGGCUGGCUGUGUCUGCGCGGAGCCCAGGACCAUUUGCAGUUCAACAGCCGACUGGAGGCCAUCGGACUCAUAGCACUAACUAUAGCACUUUUCACAAUCUACGUCCUUUGGACGCUGGUUUCGUUCCGCUACCACUGCCAGCUGUACUCGGAGUGGCGAAGGACCAACCAGAAAGUCCGCUUGAUGAUCCCAACCUCGCGGAGCCCUCACCCUGUGCCCCACUCCCUCCUCUCCGCCAAGCUCAUGAAGAAGACCGCGGAUGAAACCACCGUCUGAGCCGUCCCCUGGCCGCUGUGCCACGUGGCUGCGGGGCCCAGGGCAGCCCGUCGGGGCUGGCAGGAGCAGAGAGGGUCGGGCGUCUCCGCAUGCGCAGGACACGUGGCGACUGUGGAGGCACUAGAAACCAAUCAUCCCACCCGAAGGGACUUUGCGGUCAGCACAUACUUUAUACUACGUCAGACAGAUAAUCAACGUCUGUCGUGUGAAAUGGCCCAAAAGAUCCAGAUGGCAGAAUAUGCCUGUCUGCAGGGACACUUUCCUAUAACUAAAUACCACACGUGGAAAAUAUCUCCCCCUCUAUAUAUAUAUAUAUCUAUAUAUAAUAUUAUUUUUUAAUGGCCAUGCAUAUUGUGUUUCAGUCCUUUUGUGUUGAUGUUCUAAGCUUCAGUAUAGAAGCUGGCAGCCUGAUCUCAUACAGAGGUUAAAUCUAUGCCUUUUCUCCAAAUGAGCAUAUAAAGAACACUUUUCAUCAACCGUUCUUGAAAGUCCCCUUCUCCUUUGCACUAAAUUGGUUUUGAUAAUACUGCAGCAGCCUUUCCCGUUACUCUUUGGUCUCUUUCGUGGUGUUUCUGUCCUUUCUAGAAAGUUGUGUGUUUUUAAUAAUUAUUAUAAUCCCAGAAGGAGUAAAAUGAUGUAAUACUGAAUGGAGACAUUUUGUAUUGUAAAGUACUGUAAUUUUGAGAAUUUCAAAAUAAGUUUCAAAAUGAGAAAAUCUUUUCCUGUGCAGACGUGAUCUCACAAGAUGCUUUCCUUGCAGAUCCUGGCUCAUCCCCAGGACUUGGAUGCACUCAGCUCUUGGUAUGUCUGGCAGAGGUAGAUAGAUGGAGGAUCUGAGGGUGGGAAGCAAUGGCUCGUACUAGCUAAACCCACCACUGCCUUUUGCUUUGCAAAGAUUCAGGAAGGAGCUUUCCUGACCCCAAAAGGUGAGAGUCGGAGUCUCUGUUUGCUGAUGUUCUUUCACCAUCCUGAGGCUGGACCUCUCGCAGUUGGUUACACACACACUUCACGGGACAGGCCCUGCUCUGCAGCCGCUCGGCAGGACGCAGGAGGGCUCGGCUGUCUCUCUGAGCUUAUUUGCACGUUCCUCAGCAGCAGCCCCGCUUGCUGCUGGGGUUUGGUUCAUCCCUGAAAGCGCUGCCUGCCUGGUACGUGUCCUCUGGUGAAACACCCCAAGUUUGCUGGUUCCCAGGAAACAGGCUCUGGGUCCCUUCUUCUGCAGGGCCAGCAUUCCUCCUCCUCCUUCAUCCACCUGCGUUUCCAGCACAUCUAGCUAACGAAUCCCUCUGUCUUGGAGUGCCCAGUCUGCCAAGGUUUUGCUUUAGUCGUUGCCUCUACUGCCUCCCCACCCUGGCAGACGAUGCCUGUGCUUGGCGCUGGGCUUUCCUGAGCCCUGCGAGCGGGGCGGGUCCGUAAGGAUGCCAGUGCUGGUGCUGCCCUGCUGAGCGCUCCAAGGCGUCUGCAGCUGCUUGGCGUCAGCCUGGGUGCUCUGCCGUGAUGGGGAGGGUGGAUGGCAGGGGGGAAGUGGGCUCCGAGGUGCCAGUGUCCUUGCGGUGGGUGGUGGCGGUCACACGCUGUGUCCCUCUGCUCCUUUGCUGAACCUAAGCAGAUCGGUCCGAUGCCCUGCAAAAUCAAGACCUGUCUCUGCUUGAAUUCAAAGCACCAGAUGCCACACCUCUCUAGCUGCAGAGCGGGAUGCUUUUCCUUAUGUGUUCCCUGACCCUAAGCUCGAAGUUGCUGGUGGCAUGAGCAUCAGGGGCUAGUGUCCUGUCUCUCCCUGCGGGAUUGCUCCAGCCCUGGAGCCCGGCCUGUGUCUGCUCUUCUCCCCAGUGUGCUGUCCCAGGGUUCUCAUGCAACUCCAUUUUAUCCCAGCACAUUUUGCAGCAGCCUCUCUCUGCCCAGCUGUGGGCUGGUCUGAGCUGGUCUCUGUUCUGAGCGUGAGGGUCUCGUUUGCUUCCCUUUUCCCUGUCGUGCAGGGAUGACUUGGCCCCGGUGCUCCCGGAGGUUCACAGUGCAGAGAGGUCUCUUCAGCCCAGCUGCAGUCACGGUCCCUGCACAGCAGUAGC